Peronospora matthiolae is the source of this 258-nucleotide messenger RNA. NCBI's taxonomy places the organism in Eukaryota, Oomycota, Peronosporomycetes, Peronosporales, Peronosporaceae. The record is from the annotation of a GenBank genome assembly.
AUGCGUGAGCACAAGUCGCUCGCGAACCUCAAGAAGUGUAUAUUUGCAGCGAACGAAAUGCCACUUCUUGGCCGCAUCGCGGGUGAAAACGGUGUACGCCCUGAUCCGAAAAAGAUCAAGGCUAUUAGCGACUGGACCGUAGCAGUGGACGUCAAGGGACUUCGAAAGUUCCUUGGCUUGGCGGUGUACUUGCAUAAGUACUCGCGCAAUUACGCCGAGAUGACCGUACAUCUCUCUCGUUUGUUAAAGAAACGAUAG